This is a messenger RNA of Scatophagus argus, 5114 nucleotides long. It is a transcript of the gene brip1, whose product is annotated as BRCA1 interacting helicase 1. Gene Ontology annotation, biological process: nucleotide-excision repair; double-strand break repair involved in meiotic recombination. Lineage: Eukaryota; Metazoa; Chordata; Actinopteri; Scatophagidae. The transcript has 26 exons. The coding region runs from base 258 to 4964 and encodes 1568 amino acids. Gene Ontology annotation, molecular function: ATP binding; DNA helicase activity; hydrolase activity, acting on acid anhydrides, in phosphorus-containing anhydrides. Gene Ontology annotation, cellular component: nucleus. The record is from RefSeq and is a predicted model, not a curated record.
CAAGCUUUCAGAUGUGAUUUUGGAGAGCGGGAAGAAUCAUGGCGAGAGUGAAGUUAACCUAAACUGCGUGCGUUCGCCAAAUGUGUUUCGGCAAAUGGCCAGUGUCACUAGUUGAACCUGUGGGUAUGGUUACAGCAAUUGAUCAAAUCAGCGGCUGAAAACCUGGCGGUAGCAUUAGCUCUUAAUAGGUAGUCAGUAUUAGCUAAGAAGUGACUGUUGUUCAUAUCUCAGUUUCUGUGAAACAGCAACAGAGGAACAUGGCUGCAUCCACAGUGGAGUACACCAUUGGGGGGGUGAAGAUCCACUUCCCCUGUAAGGCAUAUCCGUCCCAGCUGGCCAUGAUGAAUUCAAUCAUACGUGGGCUGAACAAUGGGCAGCACUGCUUGCUGGAGAGUCCCACAGGAAGUGGAAAGAGCUUGGCCUUGCUCUGCUCGGCCCUGGGCUGGCAGCAGGCACAGUUUGCAAAACUGCAAGAAGGAGGAAGCCCUGUGGAUGAUAAGAGCCAGUCAGAUAAAAACUGUGGCGACUAUAAAAAAUCAGAUGUCAAAACCACCUGUCAGUGUGUGUGCCACAGCAGAGCCAACACGCGUACAGCUACACCAGCAGCCAAACCUGCUGACAGCACUGUAUCACCCUGCAAAAAGACAGCAGAGUCGCCACCUGCAGCACCCAAACAUGCACCAGAGGCGUCACAGCCUAAGAAACAAUCUCUAGCCUCCCGCCUCUCUGAGAAGUCCCAGGCUUCCUUCAGCUCUGGGCGAGAGACAGACGAUGACUUCCAGCUAGACAGGAAACGCAUUCGCACUGCUGAGCACAAGAGCCGUAAAAGGCAGCGUCUGGAACGGGGAGUGAUAUUCAUAGAUGAUGAGGAGGUAAAUGAGCCGUCAGAGACUCAGAGUUCGAGGACGGAGCCAAACAGCCAGGCAGCUGGGCUGUCCUCAUCCUGCUGUUCCCCUGAACCCUGCACUCGCUGCCCAUGUUCUUCAACCAAAGAAGAUGUGAAAGACAAAGACAAAGAUGGCAAAAAGAAGAUUCCUAAGAUCUUCUUUGGAACUCGCACUCACAAGCAGAUAACUCAAAUCACCCAUGAGCUGAAGCGCACUGUGUACUCCAGUGUGCCCAUGACCAUCUUAUCCAGCAGAGAUCACACAUGUGUCAACCCAGAGGUGGCGGCUCACUCCAGCCGCAAUGAACGCUGCAAGGACCUGCUGGAGGCCAAAAAUGGCAGGUCAUGCCGCUAUUAUCAUGGUGUCCAGAAGAUGCGGGACCAGUACGUGCUUCAGCAGGUCCAUGGACUCCAAGAAGCCUGGGAUAUCGAGGACCUAGUUGCACUGGGUAAACGGCUCCGGGCCUGUUCCUACUAUGCUGCCCGUGAACUUCUCCAGGAUGCCUCCAUCAUCUUCUGCCCUUAUAACUACCUGCUGGACCCAAUGAUCAGAGAGAGUAUGGAUAUCAAUCUGGCAGGCCAGAUCUUGGUGCUGGACGAGGCCCACAACAUUGAGGACUGUGCAAGAGAGAGUGCCAGUUUUACUUUAAACCAUGACAAUCUGCGGAUGUCCAGGGAUGAGCUCGAUGGCAUGGUCAACAACAACAUCAGACGAUCCAAACACGAGCCACUUAGGGACUUCUGCUACAGCCUGAUGAACUGGAUCCAAGAGAGCCAAAGCCUGAUGUCAGAACGGGAAUAUGAAAGCGCCUCUAAAGUCUGGAGUGGGAAGGACAUAUUAGAAAUCUUUCACACCCUGGGCAUCACUGCUGCCACUUUUAGUAUUCUGAAGCAAAACUUGGCAGCAGUAUUGGAGAAAGAGGAGCGUGUUGGUUUUGUUAAUGGUAGAGAGGAUAUGGUGCAGAUCCCAACCAUCAGCUCUGCUACCUCUGCUGUCCUCAAAAGCCUCUUCAUGGUGCUGGACUUCCUCUACAGAGACAACUGCAGGUUUGCUGAAGACUAUCGGAUAGCCCUCCAGAAGAGCUAUGCUUGGACAGACCAGGUCCCACCUGAUGUCCCUGAUGCCCAAGGGUAUUUUGUUCGGCCACGUCAAAGAAAACGCCAGAGCGUCCGUGUCAAGGCAGAAGUCCUGACACUCAGCUUCUGGUGCCUCAACCCUGCUGUGGCUUUCUCUGACUUGAGUGGCUCAGUGCAAAGCAUUGUACUGACAUCAGGAACUCUGUCACCCAUGGGCUCCUUCUCUUCUGAACUUGGGGUGAAGUUCUCCAUCCAGCUGGAGGCCAACCAUGUUAUCAACAAGUCCCAGGUUUGGGUAGGCACUGUCGGUGCAGGACCCCAAGGCAGAAAACUGUGUGCCACCUUCCAACACACAGAAACGUAUACGUUUCAGGACGAAGUGGGUGCGCUGCUGCUCCAUGUCUGCCAGGUCGUGGCCAAGGGUGUGCUCUGCUUUUUGCCUUCUUAUAAGAUGCUGGACAAGCUGCGAGAUCGAUGGACUAAUACAGGUCUCUGGGGGAAGCUAGAACAACAGAAAACAGUGAUAACAGAGCCCCGUGGCGGUGGCAAGGGGGAUUUUGAUGAACUGCUUCAGACGUACUAUGAUGCCAUCAAAUACUGUGAGGAAGGAGAUGGUGCACUGUUGAUUGCUGUCUGUAGAGGUAAAGUGAGCGAAGGUCUUGACUUCACAGAUGACAAUGCCAGGGCAGUGGUCACCAUUGGAAUUCCCUUUCCAAACAUCAAAGAUCUCCAGGUGGAACUGAAGAUGAAGUACAAUGACCAGCACUGCAAGUCCAGAGGUCUUCUCCCCGGCAAUCGGUGGUAUGAGAUUCAGGCCUACAGAGCUCUGAACCAGGCCCUGGGGAGGUGCAUCCGCCACAGGAAUGAUUGGGGUGCCCUAAUUCUAGUUGAUGACCGUUACAGGAAUAAUCCAAAUAAGUACAUCACCGGUCUGUCUAAAUGGGUCCGCCAGCUUGUCCAGCAUCAUGACACCUUCAGCAACGCCAUGCAGUCUCUGGUUGCAUUCUCUCAGGGGCAGCAGAAGGUGCAGGUGGCCCCUGCAAACAGUCGGACCCACAGCUCGACUGUCUCCUCUCCAGAUAAUCACUCGCCAGUAGCUGUAGAGGGACAGUGUCUACCCAAGGCCUCAGAACCUCACACACCCUGCUCACGUGUCACACUGCCUGACCCUCAGCAGGAUACAAGCCGCUCAACCCUCCAUUUCUUUCCUCGUACACAGUUGAGAGCUGAACAAAAGGAAAAAGCGGAAUGUUCAAAGAUGACACACAGUCCCACAGCAGAGCCCCUGUCACAUCAAAAAACAACAGCACAGCCUCUGUACCACAUUUUCAACUCCAGACCCAUCAGCACCUGCUUCAAGAGGCCAAUCUUUAAAGUAAAAACGCCCAGUGAUUCCGACCAGCAUGAAGAAAGCUCUAGUCAUUAUGAGCAUGAGGGGAAACAGCAGAUCAGAUUCUCUGCACAAAAGAAAGCUGGAGUGAUUUGUCUUGAGCAAGGAGCUCCAAGCACUUCCAGUGAAAUCAAAGUGGAAACACACAGUGCGGAGCCUUCUACAGUAGCAACCCCUCUCAGCUGUGAAAGUGAACCACCAUCUGCAGACAAUGCUGAUGAGGAGGAAGAAGAUGAGGACCAGACUGUGUUCUUCACCCCGGAACUUUUUGAGGGCGAAGCCAGCCCAGAGAAAGAGACGAAGACCAAGUUGCCUCCCAAGAUGGAGAGCCCUGCCCUGCUGUCAGAAGAGCCUUCUGCCUCUGAGAAUGCCCAAGGGCAGGGGCAAGCCUCUGCUUUUGAACGACAGAGUGAUAUUUCAGUCAGUAAGGAGAGCACAGAGAUGUCACAGAGACAGAAAGAAGGAAUUAAAGGACAGAUGCAAAGCGAGGGAGAACAGGCAGAUAACCAGAGCAGACCAACCUACAAUAUUUUUCGCAGACUGUCCAGGUCCGGGCACAAAGCUUGCUCCACUGUAACAGGUGGAAGCUUUGAACUCAAGAGUGUAGGGAGAGUGAGUUUUCAGCAGACUAUGUCCAGGAGCAGCCAGAGCAGGACAGACCAGGCCAGAGCAGAUCAUGAGUUCAAGGCAGUGAUUCUGGAUUUGAAGACCAGACCAUCCAGAGACAGACCCAAGAGAGUAUGCAGCUCAGAAAGAGACAGCGUUCAGCCAACUCUUUUGCCAAGGGUUCAGGACAAUAGUAGGAUUACCAACGAACAGACAGAACACAUCUUCAAAUUAAUUGUAGAUGACAGAGAGACUGAGUCAGGAAGGUCCUUCAUGGGUGUGAGAGCACACAAGGUACCUGCUACACCUGUUACUUUCACUGAGUUUGACAUUGUGACUCCCAGAAGAGAACACAUAGGGGGUCUGCAAGGCACUGCAGCAGCAGGAAGUGGACCUACCAGUUCAGCAGUGGAUAGUCCAGGAAGUCCACGCGGCAGCCAGAAAGCUAUUAAAGUGCAGAGAUGUUGCAAGCAGAAACGCAGAAGAUUUAACAAGACCUGUCCGAAAAGAAAGAGAGUCACAGACCAGAAGCCCUGCUCCUUGGGUCUCUACUGUUCUGUGUGUGAAAAGGAACUACUUCCUGUUGCGCACGGUGCAUUAAAACGUGCUGUUUGUGAAUCUGAACAUUUAGCUUUUCUGGGAAAAGACACAUUUAUUCCUGCAGCAUCAACCUGCCGCUGCAGGUGCGCAACACAUCAGCCAUUAGUUUCUGACAACUCAGGCUCACUGUUAGUUGUCCAAAGUCUCACAUCACUGAAGGCCCUAAGGACUGCUCUGCAACCCUACUGUGAUACCAGUUUCACAGCAUAUAAUGCCAUCUGGAACCCUGAAGACAGCUCUAUUACCCGAUUCCUGCAGUGCAAAGGCUGUUUGUCUCAAAGCCCUGUUCUGCCUGCAGCUUUAAUUGCAGCAGAGAUCCAGUACCCUCAAGACAUGGAUCAAGAUCAGAUAUGGUUGGCCCCAUCAGCAGUCCGCUUCUGCACUUUUAUCCACAUUAAAAACUGAAGCUUAAACAAGACCGGGAUGAAGAGAUCACUCAUAGCAGUAUUUCUUUUUCCAAUUAAUUGUAUGAAUUGUCAUUAUUUUUACAACAUGUAAUAGCCACAAUUCAAAUAUGGUUUAUAUGUGUAAAAGUGUGCACUGUGUUCUGUGUUG